GACUGGAGUUCACAUGGAGGAUUUCAGUUGUUCUGUUUGCUUUGAACUGUUAAAGGACCCAGUGAUAUUGGAUUGUGGCCACAACUUUUGCAGGGCUUGUAUUGAUAAGGUCUGGGAUAGCCAGGAACAACCUUCCUGUCCUGAGUGUAGAAACCAAUGCCCAGCCAGAAAGUAUAUUGUAAACCGAUUGCUAGUUAAUGCUAUUCAAAUGGUGCAAACACAGACUCACAAAGUAAAGGGCCCAGACCAAGGACAGAAAAAUAGUGAACACUUUUGCAGAAAACAUGAAAAAAAGCUGAAGUUAUUCUGUGAAGAGGAUGAAUCUUUGGCUUGUUUGCUCUGUGUUCCAGAACACCGUUGCCACAGUUUCCUCCCUCUGCUGAAAGCUGUUGCAAUAUAUAAGGACAAACUAGCAUCCUCCCUCUGUUAUCUACAGUCCAAACUAAAAGAUUAUAAAGAAAUAAAAUAUCAACAAGAAACAAAGAUAUCAGAAGUUACAGCCAGUGCUGAAAGUUUACAGCUGCAUAUUGCAUCAGAAUUUUCAAAGCUUCAGCAAUUUCUCAAGGCAAAGGAAGAAAAACUUAUUAAGCAACUCGAGGAGGAGGAAAGUAGAAUUCUGAGACAAAUGAAAGAAAACCUGAGGAAAGUUAGAGAUGACAUUAGUGCCAUGGAAGGGACAAUAUCUGAUAUUCAGCAACAGAUACAGCAACAGGAUGCUGUGAUUUUCCUAAAGGAGAUCAAGUCAUUUAAACAGAGACUCACAAAAUGCAAGAUUGAAAGUGAAAGACCAAGAAUUGUCGCUUGCGACCUGAGCCUAGGCGAGUACAGUGGCCCAUUGCAGUAUGGUGCUUGGAAAGAAAUGAAGCCCACCCUUAAUCCAGGGCUGUCUAAUCUUUUACUGGACCCUAAAACAGCACAUGUUAUGCUUGUUCUGUCUGAAGACCUUAAAAGUGUGAGACUUGGUGACAAAUGGAAGAAGCUCCCCAACAACCCAGAGAGGUUUUAUUGCAGUGUGAGUGUACUGGGAUCAAAGGGGUUCACAUCUGGCAGACAUUACUGGGAGGUAGGGGUAAAGAAUAAAAAUGAGUGGGAUGUGGGAGUUGUGAGAGAGUCCAUAAACAGACAGUGGGGUGCAACAGAGACUACUAAACGUGGAUACUGGACUUUAUGCCUAAGGAAUGGGAAUAUGUACUGGGCUGCGGAUGUACCAUUCUAUCUAGGUGUUAAGCUUCAGAGGAUUGGAGUAUACCUAGACUAUGAGGGGGGACAAGUGUCAUUUUAUAAUGCCGAUAACAUGUCUCACCUUUACACCUUCAAAGAUACCUUCACAGAGAGAGUUUACCCCUGCUUCAGUCCUGGUUAUAAUUACAAUGGUACAAAUGUAGAACCCCUCAAAAUAUUUCACUUGAAGCUAUAAUGUUGCCUAGCAUGUAUCAGAUGUCACCAAAAUGUAAUAUUUAUGUUUCUAAAUAGCUGUGUAAUAUAUGUCCAGACUACUUAAACAAAUUAAAAAUAAACAAAGCUGAAUGCAAAGUUAAAAAGAUAUGAGUGAUAGUUGUACAGUUGUACAGUUGAAGUACACCAGGCAAAUAAAGACAUCUUUGUAUGAUUAAA
Molecule: messenger RNA, 1614 nt
Organism: Protopterus annectens (West African lungfish)
Lineage: Eukaryota; Metazoa; Chordata; Ceratodontiformes; Protopteridae
Product: zinc-binding protein A33-like
Exons: 6
Coding region: 14-1417 (467 amino acids)
Molecular function (GO): zinc ion binding; protein binding
Source: RefSeq, a predicted model, not a curated record